AUGUCCAUUACGAGCGCGGUCGCGAACGCCGCCGCCGCCGCCGCGGCCGGUGCAGGCAAGAAGGCCGCGCAAGUACAGUUGCAGGCGGAGCUCAAUACUGACGAUGAUUGGAACAAGUUUCUCUUGCGAGAUGGGCUUCUGGUUAUCGACGUCUACACGGAGUGGUGCGGACCGUGCAUCGGCAUGGUUGGAAACCUCAAGAAAAUAAAAGUGGAAAUUGGUGGGGACAACCUACAUCUUGCUGUGGCAAAAGCGGACACCAUACAGUGCCUGAAAAGAUUUAGAAACCGCAGUGAGCCUACUUGGAUGUUCAUCGCUGGCGGGCAACUGAUAAAUGUUGUAUUUGGAGCUGAUGCUCCACGCCUCGCUCGUACAAUAGUUGCGGAGCUUCAAAAUGAGGAGCAGGUGAAGAAAGGUGAGCGAGAACGGCCGAAGCGAGCGCCGCAUGAACUGACUCCACCCGAACAAGAAGUCGCUUUAGCUCAAGAAAAGCUGCAGCAACAACGACGUGAAAAAGAAGCAGCAGCGGCCGAGUCAGCGCGGACAGCGCGGCGCGAGGCGCGGGCCAAACGAUUGGAGAUACACUUUAAUGACAUCUGUCCAGCACUCAUGAUGCCUCACGCACAGAAGAAUCUGAGGAAGGUGUCUGAUGCACUGGAACCGUACGGUGUUAUAAUCGCUGAUAAGUGCCCAUUAGUUUUGGGUAAGCAAGGGUCAAGGAUUCUCGCUAUGGAAGACCCCAAUUUUAAUCACCCAGAAGCAGUAGCUGCUUUGAUAGAAAGGCCGUCACUCGCCUUGUUACUUAAGAAAUUACCCGAUAGAGAAGGGAAUAUUAUCGAAAUAGCACGACGAACUCUCUUCGGUGAAGGAUUGGAUGUUGAAGACCCUAAAAAGAUUCCUUCUGAAGAGCUAAAAGCCAACGACGUUCCGGGUUUAUUUGUACCUGCUGAUAGGCAUCAGCGCGCGUCUGUACUUGACUUACUCUUCCCUAAGAUGGUGGGUGGACUAGUGGAACCCGCAGCACCCUCAGAACCACCCCACAUCGCCAUGGUCUUCGGGGCGUGGCAGCGCAAAGCAGUUUUAACUAUAGCUGGAUCUGCAAAGCUGACGAACAGAAUUCUACGCUAUGGUUUUUUUGCUGAUGCCAACAUAGACGAGCCAAAAUUGCUUUGCAAAACCAUUGAGAAGUAUGAAGACCGAGUGGAGAAGGAUUACUCAGAAACCAUAGUUCUAAUGAUAGCGGUAGGUGUAGUGGAACCAGCUUUGGUGGACCCUAAAGACAUACCCCCAGAAGGACCCCCAGAGGAGCUGAUGACCCUCGGACCUCUGCACGUGAGCGAGGACAAUGUAAAGGGUAUGGAGGAGUGCGAGAGAUUCUUUCCACCAGGGUACAGUGAGCCAGAGGCGAAACCGAAACCUAAGUCCAAGAAAAAGAAGAAGCAAAAACGUCAUGAGAACAAAGACGGCACAAUGGAAGAAAGCGUUAGCAUCACUGACCAGGACAUCAUUGACGACCCUGAAGCUACUGGUGAAGGUGCUUCUGGAGAGGGAGAGGGGGAAGUGGAAGGGGAGGCCGAUGUGGAAGGGGAGGGGGAGGGUGAAGAUGAAGGGGAAGAAGAAGAUACUCUCGUGGACAAGGCUACGUCACCUCCGCCUGCCACC
Messenger RNA from Brenthis ino (lesser marbled fritillary), 1662 nucleotides. NCBI's taxonomy places the organism in Eukaryota, Metazoa, Arthropoda, Insecta, Lepidoptera, Nymphalidae. The record is from the annotation of a GenBank genome assembly.